This is a messenger RNA of Lodderomyces pseudojiufengensis, 3060 nucleotides long. RefSeq lists its product as uncharacterized. Bases 1 to 3060 code for a protein of 1019 amino acids. Gene Ontology annotation, biological process: regulation of cell cycle. The record is from RefSeq and is a predicted model, not a curated record. Gene Ontology annotation, cellular component: cytoplasm; nucleus; spindle microtubule. Lineage: Eukaryota; Fungi; Ascomycota; Pichiomycetes; Serinales; Debaryomycetaceae. The transcript has a single exon.
AUGAAGAAUGGUUCUAUGAUAUAUAGAAAUGAACGACAAAAAACAUUCGAUCAACCAGUAAAAGCAGAAGGGAAAACUUUUAAUUGGAAUGACAUUAUUGAAUUCACACCAUCAUAUGAUUUAAUUGAAGCUGGAUUUUAUUUUACACCAACUAAAAGAAAAAAAAAUAGAAUAACAUGUACUUAUUGUAAUAAAUCAAUAAUAAUUCAAAAAGAUUUUAAAUAUGAUCAAAUUGUAAAUGAACAUUUAAAAAGAAAUUCAAAUUGUCCAAUGUCAAUUGUUUUAAAUUUGUUAGAUUUAUGUAAAGAUUUAUCUGAAGAUAAAUUAAAAUCAUUUUGGGAAAAUUCUAAAUAUAAAAAUCCAUUAAAUGAUGAAUCAAUAGGGUUUAGGAAAGAAUUUUACUUGGAUUUUCCAUUAGAUAAAGGAGAUUUCAAACCUAAUUCAGAUUCAUUAGCAAAAGCUGGAUUUAUUUAUCAACCAAGACAUAUCGGAGAUGAUAGAGUUAGUUGUAUGUUUUGUAAAUGUGCAUUAGAUUAUUGGGAAAAAAAUGAUGAUCCUAUUGAAGAACAUAUUAAGAAUGCUAAUAAGUAUUGUUAUUUUUUGGAUAAAUUUGAAGAGGAUAAAAGAAAUCGAAUAGGUAAAGAAGACGCGUCUUUUGAUUUAUCAAUGCUGGAUAUAGUUUCAAAUAAGAAAAAUGUAAAUCUAGGUAAUUCAAAAGUGUCUAAGGAGAUAUCUCAAUCACAUAAAAAAAGGACAACUCCUGAGUUGGCUCAAGAUAAACCAAAGUCUAAAAAAAGAAAAAAAGAUUCAAAAUAUGGUAAAAAAGAUGAAAAUUUGGAAUAUUGGAAUAAAUUACCUGAUGAUGAUUUAUUACAAGAAUUUAUUGAAGUUUCAAAACGUAACGAAAAUGAAGCGCCAAGUCGCCCAGUUUUAGGUACAGAUAAAAGCAAAACGCUUCAUGCCGAAAUUCAGCCUUUGUCAGAAACUCAACCAAAACCAACAGAUCUCAAAGAGGAUCAAGUUAAAUCAACUCGUUUGUCAUAUUCAAAUGAUUUUGAAGCAGGUUUUAAUUCACAAGAAAGUGCUGCAGAUGAUAUUGAAUUUGAAAAACCUAGUUCAUCUGAAUACGAACCAACACAAGAAACAUAUUCCGAUGACUUUAACUCACCUCAGAAACUAAGUCCUAAAAGAAAAACAGUACCCCCGAAACAAUCAAAAACCAAAAAUCAUCAUGAAUUUAUUAAACCAGAAAAACCAUCUUUAUUAAGUUCUUCACCAAUAAAAUCAAAAAUGUUUAUUAAACGUACAACUCCAGUUCCAAUAUUUGAUGAUAGUUCAACUGAUAAUGAUUAUGGAGAAAAUCAUGUUGCAAAAUUAGAAAAAAAAAUUAUUAAAACAAAUACUCCAAUGAUUCAAGUUGAUGAAGAUAGUAAAGAUCAAUCAUCUGAAUUAAAUAUUUCACCAAUACGUAUAUCACCAUUGAAAAUUACAACAACUAUUAAUAAACCUACGAACGUGAAACCAAGUUUAUUUGAUCUGUCAAUUGAUUUUUCAUUAGAAAAAAUUGCUCCUGUCAAAACUGAGAAAAAUCUGAAAGUUGAACUGAUUGAUGAAAAAACUUUGGAGCAGGAAAAGGGAAGUGUUAUUGAAGUUGAAAAAGAUAAUCAGGAAGAUGAAAUAGUGGAUGAUGUUGAAAAUGACAAUAAAUCUCCUAAAGAUUAUGUUAAUACCAAUUUAUUUGUUCAAUCUAGUAAUAAUGAGUUGGAUCCUGCCCUCGAUACAUCACCAAUAGCUUUCAAGAAUGUAGAGAAACAUAACUCGACUGUGCUGAAAGAAACUGCAACUGAAAUUAAACAAACAGAGAGAUCAGCACACUCUGAUUCAUUUAAUGACCUCAGUAUCUCGGUCAAUUCAAGCCCAUUUAGAGAACCACUGCAACAUUCAAUGAUGGAACAAGAUUUUCUUGAUAACGAUUUGACCACAUCAACACCUAAUAAAUUAAAAGCAGUCAUCAAGGAAGAUUUGAAGGACAAUGAUGAUGAUAUUAAACAUGAAGCUAAAUCAAUCACGCCUGAUAUUAUUUCUAAUAAUUCACAAGCUGAAGAACAAAGCAAAAGUAAUCAAAGUGAUAGUUCCGACGACACGGCACCGCAGAAAACUGGAGACAAUUCUACUAAUGAUGAACCAAUGUUAGUUGCUCCAAAUGAGAACGAACUUCAAUUGAGUGAUGUAUUAAGUCAUACCAAACCAAAAUCUAAUGAACAGAUGAUCGAGGAAGAGAAAGAAAGUAAUAACAGUACAAAGUUGGCAAACAUUACAUCUGGCGCUAGUACCAAGACUGUCCCGAAAAAGGAUGAAAACACUACAAAAUCGCUUAAUAAACCAAAAGACUUGAGUUAUACCACAGAACGGAACCCAAUCGAAGCUUCAAAUUUCAUUGAGAAUAAAUCCACAGAGAAGAAUGACAUCGCAAAGGUGAAAACAUUAAAGAAAAAUCCAAUAGCUGCUAAAACUCCAUUAAAUCCUAAAGAAGUGGAGCGUACAUUGAGUGACUCAGACAAAGAGAAUCAAAUUUUGGGUAAAAAAUUGAGUCAACUGGAUCUACUGAAAGAUCGCAACAAAUCAAGUCAGUCAAAGCUUUCACCUACUUCAACAAAAUCUGUCAAACUUUCCUCAACUACAAUAGCUAAACCUUCAAUAGUUGAAGUGGCUGAUGUUAAAAAACAUGACGAAGAAGAAGUAAUGACUGACCUGGGAUCAACUUGGCAACCUAAAUCAAUGAAUUAUUUAAUACAACAAAUAAAUGAUCUUAAAAAUAGUUCAAAAGAAUUACAAAAAUUAUCUUCAUUACCAUAUGAUUUAGAUGAUGAUUUAAAUGGAGAUUUAACAGGAUUUAUAGCAGAAAUGCCUGAAGAAGAAGAACAAAUGACUAUUAGACAAUGGAUUGAACAUUGUGCUAUAAAUUGUAGGGAUAUUGUUGAUCAAUCUUUAAAAGUAAUGAAUCAACAUGUAUUGGAUGAAUAUGAUAGAGCCAUUGAUAUAGUUAGUAAAAUGGAAUGA